This is a messenger RNA of Arvicanthis niloticus (Nile rat), 1552 nucleotides long. It is a transcript of the gene Plpp4, whose product is annotated as phospholipid phosphatase 4. Gene Ontology annotation, cellular component: membrane. The record is from RefSeq and is a predicted model, not a curated record. Gene Ontology annotation, biological process: phospholipid dephosphorylation; phospholipid metabolic process. NCBI's taxonomy places the organism in Eukaryota, Metazoa, Chordata, Mammalia, Rodentia, Muridae. Gene Ontology annotation, molecular function: phosphatidate phosphatase activity.
GUCCGGAGGGAGGCGGUGGCGACGACAGAGGGGCAUCCCCAGGCUUCCCCUCCUGGGUCCUGGGCGCCGGGCGCGAGCCCAGGACACAGAAACAACAGGGAUCGCAAGUGAGCAGGGAGUCCCUGACGCGCGAUCGGCGCGAUCAGUGUGAUCCGGAGCGAGACCUGAAGAGAUCAGUGCGGUGUCUGGGUGUCCGGGAGCCCAGAGCGGGAGGCUGGGACUGAGCCCUCCCUGCCGCCCCCACCCCGCGCCCGCCUCCCGCCCCCGCUCGCGGCCUGCAGCGCGCCUCCCUCACCGCCCAGGCACUGGAGAGCCGCUCGGGCCGAGCCGUGGGAGCCACGGACAGCGCCAGCUGCCGCUGCGGGAGCUACUCCGGCUGCACCAUGCGGGAGCUGGCCAUUGAGAUCGGGGUGCGAGCCCUUCUUUUUGGGGUCUUCGUUUUUACAGAGUUUUUGGAUCCAUUCCAGAGAGUCAUCCAGCCGGAAGAGAUCUGGCUCUAUAAAAAUCCUUUGGUGCAGUCAGACAACAUACCUACCCGCCUCAUGUUUGCAAUUUCUUUCCUCACACCCUUGGCUGUUAUUUGUGUGGUGAAAAUUAUCCGGCGGACAGACAAGACUGAAAUUAAAGAAGCCUUCUUAGCAGUGUCCUUGGCUCUCGCUUUGAAUGGAGUCUGCACAAACACUAUUAAAUUAAUAGUGGGAAGACCUCGCCCCGAUUUCUUUUACCGCUGCUUUCCAGAUGGGGUAAUGAAUUCAGAGAUGCACUGCACAGGUGACCCUGACCUGGUGUCGGAGGGCCGCAAAAGCUUCCCCAGCAUUCAUUCCUCCUUUGCCUUCUCGGGCCUCGGUUUCACAACAUUCUACCUGGCUGGCAAGCUGCACUGCUUCACAGAGAGUGGGCGGGGGAAGAGCUGGAGGCUCUGUGCUGCCAUCUUGCCCUUGUACUGUGCCAUGAUGAUCGCCCUGUCCCGCAUGUGUGACUACAAGCAUCAUUGGCAAGAUUCUUUUGUUGGAGGAGUGAUUGGCCUCAUUUUUGCCUAUAUUUGCUACAGACAGCAUUAUCCUCCUCUGGCCAACACAGCGUGCCACAAACCGUAUGUCAGCCUCCGAGUGCCCACUUCACUAAAGAAGGAGGAGAGGCCUACGGCCGACAGUGCACCCAGCUUGCCCCUGGAGGGGAUCACCGAGGGCCCCGUAUGACGGGUGUCUAGAGAGAAUGGACGCUGAGCCCCUGGCUCAUUCUUCUACCCUGUCAUAACACAGUGGAACGGAUGUCCUGUAAUGUGAUUCUCAUCAGCUACUCUCAAGUCCCCUCUGCUUCCAUUCUGUGGAUGGUGUUUUCGCCACUCUUCAUGUCUCCUUUCAACACUUUGGAUUUGUAAAGUUGGGACACCAGGACCAGUCUCUGAGAGACCCACGCACAAGGAAGGAGGAUGCAAGGACGGGGUGGGCAUGUUUGCUCAUCCAGUGAUUCCUUUACCUGAGGUGUUUGCUGUAGCACCCACCCUCCUCCAUGUUCAUGUUGUGAAACAUAAUAAAGUCUCCCACCCAGA